UGGCUACAGGUAUAAAAAUAAACUCUAUGAAGAUAAACAAAAACUCUGUUUCUAAUUUUUGAAGAUUAGGUAGAAAUCGAAAAGUGUCUUCAAGUUUCAGAGAGGUCAUAAGCUAUGGCGGCUGAGAAUUCUUCAAACGCCAUUGACGUCGACACGAGUCUCAAUUCCGAUUCAAAACCUAACCAUGAAGCUAAUGAUGUGACUAAUCAUGACUCUUCCAAAGCAUUGGUAAUCCCUUCUCCCGCCGUUUGUCUCGUACGUUUCGCCGGAGAUGCUGCUAGUGGCGCCUUCAUGGGCUCUAUAUUUGGCUAUGGUUCUGGAUUGUUUAAGAAGAAAGGAUUUAAGGGAUCAUUUGUGGAUGCGGGUCAGUCUGCAAAGACUUUUGCGGUUUUAUCUGGAGUACACAGUUUGGUUGUUUGCCUUCUGAAGCAAAUACGAGGGAAAGAUGACGCCAUAAAUGUUGGAGUUGCUGGGUGCUGUACCGGCCUUGCUCUUAGUUUCCCCGGUGCACCGCAAGCAAUGCUACAGAGUUGUCUUACUUUUGGUGCCUUCUCCUUCAUCCUUGAAGGGCUCAACAAAAGGCAAACGGCUUUGGCUCACUCUGUCUCGUUGAGACACCAAACCAGAAGUAUCCAACAUGAUUUACCGCUGCUCUCGUUGGCUCUCCCAGUCCAUGAUGAAAUCAAAGGAGCUUUCACUUCUUUCUGCAACUCCUUAACGAAACCCAAGAAGCUCAAAUUUCCUCGUGCUCGUUGAUUUUAUUCCUACUUCUUCUUAUGCCUGUUGUAGAUUUUGAAAACAGAUUUUGAAAAAUGGUUUUGCUGCAUGAGCCAAUGAGAAAAGAGGUGUGUUACCUUUAUUUGUUUU
Molecule: messenger RNA, 867 nt
Organism: Arabidopsis lyrata subsp. lyrata
Lineage: Eukaryota; Viridiplantae; Streptophyta; Magnoliopsida; Brassicales; Brassicaceae
Product: mitochondrial import inner membrane translocase subunit TIM22-3
Exons: 5
Coding region: 115-756 (213 amino acids)
Biological process (GO): protein insertion into mitochondrial inner membrane; protein targeting to chloroplast
Cellular component (GO): chloroplast envelope; TIM22 mitochondrial import inner membrane insertion complex
Molecular function (GO): transmembrane protein transporter activity
Source: RefSeq, a predicted model, not a curated record